Dacryopinax primogenitus is the source of this 3570-nucleotide messenger RNA. RefSeq lists its product as uncharacterized. NCBI's taxonomy places the organism in Eukaryota, Fungi, Basidiomycota, Dacrymycetes, Dacrymycetales, Dacrymycetaceae. Bases 1 to 3570 code for a protein of 1189 amino acids. The transcript has 6 exons. Gene Ontology annotation, biological process: retrograde vesicle-mediated transport, Golgi to endoplasmic reticulum. The record is from RefSeq and is a predicted model, not a curated record. Gene Ontology annotation, molecular function: SNARE binding. Gene Ontology annotation, cellular component: Dsl1/NZR complex; endoplasmic reticulum membrane.
AUGGUAUUGUUUGGGGAUGAACAGGCUGAAUUAGCCGGGAAUACUUACGGGAAGCGGUCGACAGUCGCAUGGGCAGAAAUAAUCCCCAUAGCAUCAAAGAACCAGACGGAGCCACGAGCUCCCGGCAUCGGUGCAGGCCCCGAUCCGCCCCCACCGCCGAGCGCUACCGUGCCGGUCCACGUUGCAGUGGGUGUCGUGGACGUGGUGGUCGUGUGGGUGGUAGCGUUGCUCGCGGCUGUUGAGUUGGAGGUAGAGUUGUUGAUCGCGGCGGGGAGGGUGACGACAAUAGGAGUAGAGACGGUUAUGUCCUGCGAGUUGGAGAGGGACUACACAAGGGUCAGAGGGGAAGGGAGAGGAGGAAGGGAGCGAACGAUGAAUGUUGAGAAGGAAGUUGAGACUGCUGCUGCCGGUGCUGUUGGUGAUAUCAGCUCAGAACUCCGUACGGGCAACAGACAAAAGAUGCAGGAACAACACCCACAACCUUCUGCAUCAACCAGCACCAGCAUCCCCGCACCCAGCGAACUCACACUACAAUGCGUCCAUUCACUCCUCUCCCAGGAAUCGGAUGCCAAAGCUGCAUGCCUUGCUGCCGAAUGGGUAGUGGAAGACCCUACAAUCCAGGAGGAGAUCUUGAAGCUCGGUCUGGCGAGGACUGAGACUGCGGCUGAACGCGCUCGGGAAGUAUGGGACGAGCGGGGGGAAGCAGGAUUUGGGGAGUGGUUGGAGGAGGAGGAGAGGGUGGUCUUGAGGAUGAGGGGAGUGCUGUUAGAGAGAGGGGAUAGGUUGAAGACGUGGAGGGAGAUGGAGAGCGCAGGGAGAUGGACGGUUACGGAGGAGGCUGUAUCUGCCCCUGCCCCUGCCCCUGCCUUGGAGAAGCAAGAGGAAGAGGAGGACGCCUGGGGGAACGACGACGACGAUGCCUGGGCCGACGAUCCCAACUUCACCUUCUCAACCGACCCGUUGGCGAACGUCACGCUCACCACUGAGCCCUCCUCUGAUCCAUCCUCCCUCCCUCCGACCUCAUUGACCCGCUCCUCCGCCCCGUUGACACUGAGCGACUUCCUCCUCCGACCCCUCCUCCAGACAGCGUGCAUACUCGCUUCCUCCGGAGAGUAUAUGCCGCUUCAGCAGCUCAUAAAACGACAUUCGCUCUACCCGUACCGGUUCACUAUUCUCUCCUCCAUCCCGGAAUGGGAAGACGUCGAGCGCCACUGCGCCCUUCUACCAGGGUACGACUGGAAGACAGAACGCGAGUCUGUCCCUUCUAGUGAGCCUUGGCGGGUAGAAACGGACUUCUGCGAGCGUCCUGCUAUCAUCGACCUCAUCUCGCCUUCACCACCGCCUUCGACCGAAGCAAGCAUUCCCUCCCACCCGGCACCACUCUUGGCCCAAGAACUCUCAGCAUGGUACCUCUCCCGCCUCUCCCUGAUCGACAAGCACACCGGUGCCGUAGACACAGCCCUCCAGCUAACCCAGUUCGCCGCUUCCCUCGGCCUCCCAGGGAUGGACGAAACGGGGGAAGAGCUUUCCCUCCUCUCCCGGCUCGUAUACGAUGCGCCCUCCCCUAAAGGAAAAGCAGUAGACUACACGCUCGAAGACUGGCGCUCCCUCUCUCCUGCCCAAGUGGUCGACGCCUACCUCGCAGGCUCCACCCCGGAAACAGUAGCCCGCGAGGUGAAGCGACUCGUCCUCCCGUACCUGUACGUACUCGAAGCGCGAGCCGAACGAUCAGGGCAUCCGGACCCUCUCCUACCAAGCAAACUCCUCUCCUCCUAUCUCCUCCGCUCGCCCCUCCCCCUCGCCCAAGCCCUAUUCGAAGCCUCGAAACCCACCCUCCCAGAGCAAACGAGGAUCAUCAAAUCAGACGAAGAUGUCGCCCGUCUCGCCCUUGCCUACCUGUAUGGUUCCGACCUCCUCCUGCCAGGGGACUGGACAUCCAUGAGCAAGAUAUUCGAGUGUCUCCCUGCCUGGCCUUCAGCGGGGGAGGACGAGGCAGAAACGACCGUAGCCAGCCUGGCAGCUUUCGUCGCCCCUUCUACGCAAGCGAAGCCAGGCCCGGAAGAGCUGCUGUUGUUCUUUAACCCUUUGCCUAGAGGAGCGCUAAGUCAACUACUGGACGUGCUAGACGUCCACCUGGAGAGUGGCGAGCUGCUCGCGAAAUGGAACUCUCCGGCUCCGCUAAGGUGGUUCCUACAGUCGAAAGAGGACAAGGAGGCGCAGCGCGCUUGGGCUACGAGGCUUACUAGGGGAGUGGCAAGGUCCCUGGGGGCAGAGGAUGGGGAAGGUGAGUGGAGGAACCUUUGGGAGGAUAUGGAGCGGUUAGCCGGGGAUUUGGAGCCCGAGAUUGAAGAAGAGGAAGGGGAGAAGGACGCAUGGGAUGAAAAUGAGAAUGAGGAAAGGGAGAGGGAGAAGACCAACAGGCCAGCGUUUGGUUUGCUCGGGAGGGAAGAGGUUGCAAAGGUGUUCUUUGCGGGGUUGCUCAGUUCUGGGAACUUCAAGCUUGCGAAGAGAAUGCUCAUGCCGCCCCGGGAACCGUGGCCCCUCACUGGGCAGGUGAUCGAGCACCUUGUUCUUGCUGCCUCGAGGGAGUUCUACGACAAUGCCGAGUCUGGGAACUUUCAUGAGGGGGAAAUGAGUCUCGCUUAUGAGUGUUUGGCCGUCGCCCCCUCUUCUCCGGCAGUCAAUAAAGAACGCGCCUUCAUCGAGGCCACCUCCCGACUCUGUUCAUACAACCUCCUUUCCCGCUCUGGCAACACGUUGUCACCUAUUGAGAUCCGGCUAACGAAGGACAAACUCGCGCUUAUCGCGCGUCUUCUCUCCUCCACGGAAGACAUGUACAAGCACCCCGAGGUCAUCUUGGAGCUCGUGGACAAGCUCGGGUUCGCAGGGGACGAAGUAGCCAGGAUCAAGGCGCUUGCUAUGAUCGCUACUACGGCCUUGCAAAGCGAGGACUUUGCCGCUGCCGCAGGGGUGGCAGAGGGCAUGCUCGCGCGGGUGUUUGACCUGCGUGUUGCUGAUCCUCAGGGGGCGAAGGACUCCGACUCAGGCACGUUCGAAGCGCUUACUGUUUGCUGGCAGACGUGUUUCCAGCUUGGGGGACAGUCGGAGUAUCAUGAUGCUCCUAGGAAGAUGCAUUUGCUAAGCAACGCGCUCAAGCUAUGCCCGGCGGAGAAUAUCACCGACGUGCUUGCCGCCUGGCGCAAGGUCGAGGUAGAGGUAGACGCCAUUCCCGUGGACGAGACGCUCCUUUCCUUCCCCUUGCAGAACGGGAAGCCGGCAUCGAUCUCCGGAGACAGACAUACAAAGGCGCACCAUCUCCUACCUCAUUUAUCGGAUAUCCACCUCCCCUCGUCCCUCAUGAACCAAGAAACAGCAGCCAUGGCCGCACGCACAUUCAAUCGCGUCGCGGCGAACUUCACGUUCCCUGGACGGGCGCGAACGGCGAGUAUUAUGAGUGGGGAAAGUGAUAGGGAGAGCGCGAGGAGCGGGAGCCCGGAUUUGGGAAAACAGGCCAGGAGCGUGUUCACGAGAGGUGUGGGGUGGCUUAUUGGUGCGGACGAGGAGCAGUAG